Molecule: messenger RNA, 3249 nt
Organism: Musa acuminata AAA Group (dessert banana)
Lineage: Eukaryota; Viridiplantae; Streptophyta; Magnoliopsida; Zingiberales; Musaceae
Exons: 11
Coding region: 147-2882 (911 amino acids)
Molecular function (GO): protein binding
Source: RefSeq, a predicted model, not a curated record
AAAAGCCGAACCGAAGAGGGUUUUGGCCGCCGAGACGCGAUAGGAGAGGAGAGACGGUAUAAGGCUACUACUACGCCCCCUUUUUGCUUUUUCUCUUGCGACUGCGAGAAAGGAGAGGAGAAGAGUUAGUCGGAAGGAAGGAGAGGAUGAGGAGCGGAGGCGGAGGAGGGGCAGGGAGCAGGGGGAACGGAUCGGCGGCAUCGGUGACGGCGGCCCCGAUCCCGUCGGGGUCGAGGAAGUUGGUGCAGAGCCUCAAGGAGAUCGUGAACUGCCCGGAGCCGGAGAUCUACGCCAUGCUCCGGGAGUGCGAUAUGGACCCUAACGAGGCCAUCCACCGACUCCUCUCCCAAGAUACUUUUCAUGAGGUGAAGAGCAAGCGUGAUAAGAAAAAGGAGAUCAGAGAACCACCAGAAUCCAGGUCUCGAACAUUGAACAACAGUUCAAUCCGUGGAGCUAGAAGCAGCACUGACCGUGGGGGCCGUACUACGUCUUCCCAAUCCAGUUCUGUUGACCAUGGAACUGGUAAAGGUAGACUCAUGCACAAGAAAGAAAAUGGUACAAGUCCUGUUCUCACCUCAUCAGUUCCGGAAUCUUCCACAGUAUCAAGCAAUCCUCCUCGAAGGCCAACAGUUCCAAGUGAUUCUGCUUCUGUGGGAAUCACAAUACAGGCAACAAGCGCUGCUGAUGGAAUUUGUAUAUCUAUGCAAUCUUCAUCUGGCUAUAAAAAUUGUUGGUCAGGGAUGCCAGGACAUGUUUCUAUGGCUGAUAUUGUUAGGAUGGGUAGACCUCAAGGGAAACCUUCUAACAUGCCCCUUGUGGGAAGCGAAAGGUCUGUGGCACAAAAUUCAGUCAUGUCAAAAAUGUUACAUCAUGAUGCCAAGCCAUCCCUGACAGCAGUUCUGCCAUCAGAAUCAGAUAAAACACUAGAGUCCUUUCAAGAAUCCACACAUUUUUCUGAGAAUAGUCAUGAUGUGAGAACUGCUGAAGGCCAACAUAAUUCUCAUGAUGGGUGGUUCUGCGUUGAUGAGCAACCUUUGGAGAGUGGGUCAACGACGCCAGAAAUAUCUGGUGCCUCUGCUCAAUCAGAAUUGGCAUCAUCUAAUUUGGUCAUUGAUGGAAGUAACCUGCAUAUAGAUUCUCAUUCAGAGGAGAUCCAAAUGCCGGAGGAAGGUCUUAAUUUUAAGUCCCUACCAGCGGAAUCCAGAGCCACAUCUGUAUCUGGAAUGCAGAUACAAGUAGAUAGUUCUGUAGAUGCUCCCCAUCUGAAUGAGGGCUUAUUGAAAAGUUCAAUUCCAUACCUGUCUCAAAGGCUUGAACUUGAUCAUCUUGAAGGUUCUUUUCCAGCUGGGGAUGUCAGAGUUCAAAUUUCAUCAGCUGCUGUAAACUUGGGGCAACUAAGUUUACAUGAGGAGAGGAACACAAACACUAUUGAGGCUAAUCCUUCAGUAAUAAUUCCUGAUCAUCUACGUGUUACAAAUGCAGAUUGUGCACAUCUGAGCUUUGGUAGUUUUGUAUCUGGUACAUUUUCUGGAUCUUUUCCAACAAAGCCUCUAAAAAGUAAUUUGGAAGUGGCACCAGUUGUAGCCGAUGCUUCUAUGAUUGAGGAUUCGGAUGCUAGGAAUCAUGAGUACUACAGUGAUGGGCAGCUUACGCCUCCUCCUGUGGCUGAAGAUUCGGAUGUUAGGAAUCAUGAGUACUUCAGUGAUGGGCAGCAUACGACUACACUCACUGAGAAUGUAGCUUCUAUAUCUGGCACUGUUUCAGAGAAUCCCGAUGCACCUUCCGCAUCGCAAUCUGAAGUUGUGAGGAAUGAUCCAUUGGAUGCUACACAUGAGAUUCAGUACAACCUUCCAGCCGGGGCUAAUUAUGCAUUUCCAAGCUCUACAGAGCCAAAUGCUACAACUUACACCUAUCUACAAGGAAAUGCACAAAUGCAAAGCCUUUCCCCUUUCUCAACUUUAAUGCAAUCCCAUAAUCUACAGAACAGCAUGCUAGCACCAAACAUUCCGCCACUUCGGGAUUUUGAUCUUCCCUUGUCUCCCUUGCUCACCACCCAGUCAAUACCUACAAGGUAUAGCACAACAUUGUCAUCGAUUAGCGGGUCUACCAUUUCCAUGUCGGAGGCUCUGAAUCCAGGGGUGUUUUCCAACUCUCAAUCAAUUCCACAAUCCUUGCCUAGCACCACCAUGCUCACGAGUGCUUCGCUCCCUCAACAUCUUCCUGUCCGCUACUCUCAGCCUGCUCUUCCUCUAAGCCAUUUUGCCAAUAUGAUGAGCUACUCCUUUCUUCCCCAGAGCUACCCCUACUUGCCUUCUUUCCAACAAGCAUAUGCUGCAAAUAGUCCGUUCCAUCAAUCUCAUCAUGUUGCGCCCAGUGCAGGCAUGAGUUAUUCACAGCCACAAUUCAAAAGUAGCUUAUCUGCUACUAGCUUACCACAGGUUUCUUCUAUAGCCUCUGCUUAUGGAGGAUUUGGUAGCGCAGCUAGCAUUCCUGGGGGCUUCACCCUCAACCAUACAACUGCAUCUGCUAACACAACAACUGGAUUGGGUGAAGCUUUGAGCUUGCAGUACAAAGAAGGGAGUCAUUACAUGCCUCUGCAGCAGAAUGAGAACCCUGCCAUGUGGGUCCAAGGUGCUGGUUCAAGGACAGUGUCAGCUCUUCCCGCAAGCACUUUCUAUAACUAUCAGGGCCACAAUCAGCAAAGCGGGUUUCGACAGAAUCUACAGGCUUCACCGCUUGGAGCUUUGGGGUACCCAAACUUGUACCUUUCGCAGGGAGGUCCAUCACGGGAACAUCAACAAAGCCCCAGUGAUGGUAAUUUGAAUGGUUCCCAGGCCACACAAUCUCAGCCAGCAAACCAAAUCUGGCAACAUGGGUACUAAGCCAUUGCGGUUGACUCCUCUCUGGGUCUUGGAGUAUACGUUGCAGGGUCUUUAUAGCUCGAUCCCAUGUAUACACUGUUUGGAGCAUUCUUAGACUGACCAACCAAGUGUGUGGCGAUGAAGUACUCAACUGGCUGCUAAUCUUAUUGGAUGAAGAAGGGCCAUGUAUCCUAGAGUUCUGAGUGUGUUUUAACUUGUAGUGCUGUGUGUUAAUCUAGACUUUUUACCCUUGUGAUAAAGAUAACAAACAUUCGUUGAUCUUAGUCACUAACAAAAUGUUUUCUUUUGGUUAUCUCUCCUGCAAUUUCAGUUCUUGUACCUGAAGAAAGCAUUGUGCUUAAUGAAUGCUUUUCUGAUGGCCUUGCUA